Lacerta agilis (Sand lizard) is the source of this 1565-nucleotide messenger RNA. RefSeq names its product proliferation-associated 2G4 (gene PA2G4). The coding region runs from base 137 to 1321 and encodes 394 amino acids. The record is from RefSeq and is a predicted model, not a curated record. Lineage: Eukaryota; Metazoa; Chordata; Lepidosauria; Squamata; Lacertidae. The transcript is spliced from 13 exons.
UUGAACGACAACGACCUGGGCACGCGGCAGCAGGGGGCAGCGGUAGGAAGGGCUCGAGGCCGGGCGGUGUCGUCGUCGGCUGUGAGGAGAAGAAGAAGGCGCGCCGCGGCGGCGGCGGCAGCGGCUCAGUCCGACCAUGUCGGGCGAGGAGGAGGCGGCCGAGCUGACGAUCGCGGAAGACGUGGUCGUGAACAAGUACAAGAUGGGGGGAGAAAUAGCCAACCGAGUCCUGCGGACUGUGGUAGAAGCAGCUAAAUCUGGAGUGUCUGUCCUCAGCUUAUGUGAGAGAGGGGAUGCCAUGAUCAUGGAAGAGACUGGCAAAAUCUUUAAGAAAGAGAAAGAUAUGAAGAAAGGUAUUGCCUUCCCCACAAGUAUAUCGGUAAAUAACUGUGUCUGUCACUUCUCCCCCUUGAAGAGUGACCAGGAUUACAUUCUCAAAGAUGGUGAUUUGGUCAAAAUUGACCUGGGAGUCCAUGUUGAUGGCUUCAUAUCAAAUGUAGCUCACAGUUUUGUCAUUGAUGCAUCAAAGGAAACUCCAGUGUCAGGUCGCAAAGCUGAUGUCAUCAAAGCUGCUCACCUCUGUGCUGAAGCUGCUCUGCGUUUGGUUAAGCCUGGAAACCAGAAUUCACAAGUGACAGAUGCUUGGAACAAGAUAGCUCAUUCAUUUAACUGCACACCAAUUGAAGGGAUGCUAUCACACCAGCUGAAGCAGCAUGUGAUUGAUGGGGAGAAGACUAUCAUCCAGAACCCCUCAGACCAGCAAAGAAAGGACCAUGAAAAAGCGGAAUUUGAGGUCCAUGAAGUUUAUGCCAUUGAUGUUCUCAUCAGCACUGGAGAAGGAAAAGCAAAGGAUGCUGGGCAGAGAACUACAAUUUACAAAAGGGACCCUUCCAAGCAAUAUGGUUUGAAAAUGAAAACUUCCCGUGCCUUUUUCAGUGAAGUGGAAAGACGCUUUGAUGCUAUGCCAUUCACUCUCAGGGCAUUUGAGGAUGAAAAGAAGGCAAGGAUGGGAGUAGUAGAAUGUGCUAAACAUGAGCUGCUACAGCCUUUUAAUGUCCUCUAUGAUAAAGAAGGAGAGUUUGUUGCCCAGUUUAAGUUCACGGUGCUUUUAAUGCCCAAUGGUCCCAUGAGGAUAACUAGCGGUCCCUUUGAGCCUGAACUCUACAAAUCAGAAUUUGAGGUGCAAGAUGCAGAUCUGAAGGCACUCCUACAGAGCUCAGCAAGCCGCAAGGCCCAGAAAAAGAAGAAAAAGAAGGCCUCUAAGAAUGCCGAGAACGCCACAACAGGGGAAACAGCAGAAGAGAAUGAGACUGGUGACUGAACAGCUCUGACCGCCUCUGCGUAGCACCUGAUUCUUUCUCUCACAUGCCCCAACUCAAAACAAGAGAAACAAAUAUCCAUUUACGGCUGUUUGUCUCAUAGGACCAAAUGACAAAUAGCCUGGACUUCCCACAGAGUGUAACCAGUUGUGACUGACUUUGCCACUGAGGGAGGAGUCUCUUGGCCACUUCAGAAUACUUUUAAAAGUAUGAAAUAAUAAAAUCAGGAGUAAAAACUAGCCUACA